AACUUGUUGUUCUCUACUCUCCACUGCAGCCACCUUAUCUCUCUUUAUCCCUCUCUCUGGUUCUUUCUUCAACUCAACAAGGGAACUGAGUGAGUGAGAGAGAGAGAGAGAGAGAGAGAGAGAGUCAUGGACGUUGUUCUUCAAACCAGAGGCCUUCUCUCUCUCCCCACAAACCCCAUUAACAAGGUUUCACUUUUACACCCCUCCCAAGGUUUAAGGCUCAGGCUUUUCUCACCAAAGCCAAAAAUCCUUGCUGCAUCUUCUCCUUCCUUCAAUGGGUUCCAAAGACUUUCACCAAAACCCAAUGUCUUUGCCCAAAGGGACAAAACUCAAAAUUUAUUCUUGUGCAGGGCUGAGGCUUCAGCAGCUGCAGCCUCCUUUGGGGAAUCAGAAACUGAGAAACCCAAGAUUUUUGGUGUUGAAGUUGCCACCUUGAAGAAGAUUGUGCCUCUGGGGAUGAUGUUCUUCUGUAUCCUCUUCAACUACACCAUCUUGAGAGACACAAAGGAUGUUUUGGUUGUGACGGCCAAAGGAAGCAGUGCUGAGAUUAUACCGUUUCUCAAAACUUGGGUCAACCUUCCCAUGGCUAUUGGCUUCAUGUUGCUGUACACUAAGUUGGCUAAUGUGUUGUCCAAACAAGCUCUGUUUUACUCUGUAAUACUUCCCUUCAUUGCCUUCUUUGGUGCGUUUGGUUUUGUUCUGUACCCUCUCAGCAAUCAUAUCCACCCGGAGGCGUUUGCGGAUAAGCUUCUUAAUAUCCUUGGUCCUCGGUUUCUUGGUCCUCUUGCAAUUAUGAGGAUAUGGAGCUUUUGUUUGUUCUAUGUCAUGGCUGAAUUGUGGGGAAGUGUAGUCAUUUCGGUGCUGUUUUGGGGAUUUGCCAAUCAGAUAACAACUGUUGAGGAAGCAAAACGAUUCUAUCCUUUAUUUGGACUUGGUGCCAAUGUAGCCCUUGUGUUCUCUGGUCGAACAGUGAAAUACUUUUCUAAUCUUAGGAAGAAUUUAGGUCCUGGAGUUGAUGGUUGGGCCAUCUCUCUAAAAGGAAUGAUGAGCAUAGUUGUGGGCAUGGGACUUGCAAUCUGUUUAAUAUAUUGGUGGGUGAAUAACUAUGUUCCACUUCCUACACGUAGCAAGAAGAAGAAGGAGAAGCCCAAAAUGGGAACAAUGGAGAGCAUAAAAUUUUUAGUGUCUUCAAAAUACAUAAGGGAUCUUGCCACUUUAGUGGUUGCAUAUGGAAUUAGCAUUAAUCUUGUUGAGGUUACGUGGAAAUCAAAGCUCAAAGCUCAGUUUCCUAGCCCCAAUGAAUACUCAUCUUUCAUGGGAGACUUUUCAACUGCAACUGGAAUUGCUACAUUCACAAUGAUGCUUUUAAGCCAAUUUAUCUUUGACAAAUAUGGAUGGGGAGUUGCUGCCAAGAUCACCCCCACUGUUCUGCUUUUAACAGGAGUUGGUUUCUUCUCUCUCAUAUUAUUUGGCGGCCCAAUUGCUCCUGUUAUCGGAAAUCUGGGAAUGACUCCACUGCUAGCUGCUGUAUACGUGGGUGCAUUGCAGAACAUAUUCAGCAAGAGUGCUAAGUACAGUUUAUUCGAUCCCUGCAAAGAAAUGGCCUACAUACCCUUGGAUGAGGAUACCAAGGUGAAGGGGAAGGCAGCCAUUGAUGUAGUGUGCAACCCAUUGGGGAAAUCUGGUGGAGCUCUAAUUCAGCAGUUCAUGAUCUUAAGUUUUGGUUCACUGGCUAAUUCUACUCCAUAUCUGGGAGGGGUGCUUCUGGUGAUUGUUCUUGCCUGGUUAUCGGCGGCCAAGUCUCUUGAUUCCCAGUUUUCAGCUUUGCGUAGAGAAGAAGAGCUUGAGAAAGAGAUGGAAAGAGCAGCUGCUGUCAAGAUACCAGUGGUGGCUAAGGAUGAAGAUGGAAAUGGUUCUCUUGCAGGUGUUCCACUGUUGAAUCCAACAACUGGUGGUGAUUCCUCAAGUACAUUGAAUUGAAUCAACUCCUCACAAUGUUUAAAGCUUAAACUUCAUUGAAUUGCAAGGAAGCUGGAGGAGUCAGCUCAAACUAUUAGUUGUAGGUCAUUUUCUAAUGAGUUUGAUUCUCACUUUCUUUUUUCUAGUCUCCUUAUUGUUGUUACUUUUGUCCCAUAGAUAAAUGAUUUUCUUCCUUCAACAUGAAACUUUCCUAUUUGGUAGUACAUUAAAAAAAAAUAAAAAGAAAUGAAAGAAUGAACACAUUUGUAAACUUUGUUUCCAAUAUGAGUUCAUGGUUUGGGAAUGGAA
Messenger RNA from Vigna radiata var. radiata (mung bean), 2268 nucleotides. Its product is annotated as ADP,ATP carrier protein 1, chloroplastic. Gene Ontology annotation, biological process: nucleotide transport. Gene Ontology annotation, cellular component: membrane. Bases 127 to 1980 code for a protein of 617 amino acids. Gene Ontology annotation, molecular function: ATP:ADP antiporter activity. NCBI's taxonomy places the organism in Eukaryota, Viridiplantae, Streptophyta, Magnoliopsida, Fabales, Fabaceae. The transcript has 5 exons. The record is from RefSeq and is a predicted model, not a curated record.